UUAAUAAUUAUUAUAAUAUCGCGACAAUUUGUUUUGCUGCAGACCCGAAGAAACAUAAUAUUAUUUACAUAUAUCAUUAUUAUAAUAUCGCAACUCGAGGUUUUCGUUUCUUUCGCUGUACAUUCACACCGCACAUUUAUACCCAUAAUAUUACACACGCAGGAACGUGUUACAUGACACGUAAAUAAAUCUCUGGAACUUUAUCCGGCGGACAUCUGAAGUUUGCGAUGGCCUCUUCGUCCUGGAAUGAUGAUAAAUUUGUACGAAAUAGAAGUAAAACGAAAGCCGACUCAUAUUUAGAAGAAAAACAUAUAAUGUCCUUGGUGAACCAUUUAACCAGUACGUUGUUAAAACACGAACCCAACGAUCCAGUAGAAUUUCUCGUGAACCAAGUGGAAGACAUGAUACAAUUCCGGGAUCACAGUGGCAAACCGCCGAUUCUGUUCAGCGACGACGAUUUAACAAAUGUUUUUAAGGGUGUAGACUAUUUAAAUAGUGGUACGAUUGAUCUAAGUGAAUACUUCAGAGGUGAGUUUAAACAGCUUACUGGCUAUUUCACUCUCUGGAGAGUCAAAUCGUUAUUUGUGUUAUCGACAUGUCUAUAGAAAAAUCACUUAGUUUGCUAGAAAAUAGC
Molecule: messenger RNA, 634 nt
Organism: Acyrthosiphon pisum (pea aphid)
Lineage: Eukaryota; Metazoa; Arthropoda; Insecta; Hemiptera; Aphididae
Exons: 2
Coding region: 228-605 (125 amino acids)
Source: RefSeq, a predicted model, not a curated record